This is a messenger RNA of Fusarium sp. VM40, 990 nucleotides long. The record is from the annotation of a GenBank genome assembly. Lineage: Eukaryota; Fungi; Ascomycota; Sordariomycetes; Hypocreales; Nectriaceae.
AUGGCUCCCAACUUCGAUGAGACAACCAAGGCCAGCGAGCUCGUGCCGUUCUAUGCCACGAAAGUCAUUGGCAAAACCAUCCUGGUCACCGGAGUCUCUGCUGGCAGCUUAGGCGAGAGCUUUGUGAAGCAGGUGGCUGUUGGCAAACCCGCAGCCUUCAUUCUCGCUGGGCGCUCUCCGAACAAGUUUCAGUCUCUGGUUGAUGAGCUGGCAAGCGCACACCCAGAAAUUAAAGUCAAGUCUCUAGCGUUAGACUUGACGUCUCUCGCUCGGGUUCGCAAAGCUGCUGAGCUUGUGAAUUCUUGGGAUGAUAUCCCGCAUAUCGACGUUCUGGUCAACAAUGCUGGGAUCAUGGCGGUGCCCUACCACCUGACCGAGGACGGCUUCGAAAGUCAACUGCAGACAAACCACCUUAGCCAUUUCCUCUUUACCAACCUUAUCAUGGAAAAGAUUCUUGCUUCUCAUGUGCCCCGAAUCGUGCUUAUCAGCAGCAUGGGUCAUCGCCAAGGCCUCUUUCGAUGGGAGGACUACAACUUCAGCAAUGGAGAGCUUUAUGAAAAGUGGGCUUCAUACGGCCAGUCUAAGACGGCCGUCUCACUGACUGCUCUCGCCCUCGCCGAGAAGCUUGGCUCCAAGGGUCUCCUGUCGUUUAGCGUUUGUCCGGGUUCUGUUGGAACCAAUCUUGGCGCCCAUGCUGCAGACCAAUUCGCCGAGUUUGUGAAGAGUUUCCAGGCUGCGGAUGCUAAGAUGGGCAAUAAGUGGAUGUCCAACCAAGAGGUUCGAUAUAAGGAUCUGGACGAGGGUGCCGCCACUCACGUCUUCGCUGCGUUUGACAGUGGAAUUGCGAAGAACAACGGGGCUUUCCUGAACCAUUCUCGCCUGGCUGACCCCUUCGCACAGGAGGUCUUCCCGUGGGUGACUGAUAAAGCUUCGGCGGAGAUGCUUUGGAAGCUCAGUGAGAAGCUUGUUGGCCAGGAGUUCAGCUACUAA